This is a messenger RNA of Papaver somniferum (opium poppy), 1985 nucleotides long. Its product is annotated as probable glycosyltransferase At5g03795. The record is from RefSeq and is a predicted model, not a curated record. The coding region runs from base 471 to 1985 and encodes 504 amino acids. Lineage: Eukaryota; Viridiplantae; Streptophyta; Magnoliopsida; Ranunculales; Papaveraceae. Gene Ontology annotation, molecular function: glycosyltransferase activity. The transcript has 4 exons.
UUACACUGCUGUGACAAAAUGAGACAUGCUGCUGCUGCAUAUGAAGUCAUGGGAGCAGCUCACUGGGACUGAUACAGCAACAAUCUAGAUGUUGGCACUUCAAUUAUGAGUUUGCAGUAUCAGCAAUAUGGUAUGAGGUUAGAGACUCAGAGAUGUGGUGCCAACUGGUAUAGAUGGUCCAGGAUGGACAACUGGCUUGCCAUGGCAACAUGAUAGAUGCCAACUUGUAUGGGUCAAUUCCGAUACAAAAUAAUACCAGUACCAAUAUCGUGGAUCAUGAUCCAAAAAUUAGUAUUUGACUAAUAUGGUUUACUGAAAACAAGGUCUUAAUUAUGUUUUUACGAUGUCUGGCAAUAGGCGCCAUCAAAAAAUAUUUAAAGAUAUGAAGAAGAACGGUACGUAUAAGUAAAACAACUGAGUUAGUGCCAUUACCUCGAUUAAUCAGAAACUUCGUAAUUUUCACAGGGAAUAUGUUGAAUUCAUAUCGCUUCAUUAUUACUUCAGGGAAAUUAGUGCUAGUAGUAACAGCACAGCAAGAAAAGAAGAAGAAAAUGAAGCUCUUAAAUUCUUCUUCUUCGUCCUCUGCACAUUCUUCUUCUACAUUGAUUUUCAUUCUAGUUUUGGCACCUUUGUUUAUACUCUCACUAAUUAUAUGUCUAUUUGGUGGUUCUGGAAGCAGAUCAUUUUCAAACUCUUUCUCAGUUUCUCCUAUCUACAGUCCUCACGCAUGGCGGUCGUCGAGAAUUCCCAAGCAAACAAUAAGCAUCACAGCACCAUUACCAACUGUUGAGCCCAAUGUGGAAGAUGGACUAAUUGCGAAGAAAUUUAGCAAAAUAGAGAAGGUGGAACAUGAUCUAGCAAAAGCUCGAGCUUCGAUUAGAGAAGCAAUUUCAAAUGGGGAGAAGCAGACACCUCUUCAUGAAGAUCCAAAUAAUUUAAUUCCCCAAGGCAACAUGUAUAACAAUGCUCAAGCAUUUCACAGGAGUUACUCAGAAAUGGAGAAGACAUUCAAGAUCUUCGUGUACAACGAAGGCGAACCACCACUAUUUCACGAUGGUCCGUGCAAAAGUAUAUACUCAACAGAAGGAAGGUUUAUUCAUCAAAUGGAGCAAGAAACAAGGUUUCGUACAUAUCAUGUUUAUUUCCUUCCAUUCAGUGUUGUGAAAAUGGUUUCAUACUUGUACAUUCCUGAAACACGCGACAGUCGAGGCAUUAAACGAGCUGCGCUUGACUAUGUUAACAUCCUUGCACAAAAAUAUCCUUACUGGAACAGAAGUCUUGGAGCUGACCAUUUCGUGCUUUCAUGCCAUGAUUGGGGACCGGAGGUAUCAUUUCACAUUCCGAAUCUACACAACAACUCCAUCAGGGUGUUGUGCAAUGCUAACACCUCAGAAGGAUUUAAUCCGUCAAGGGAUGUAUCAUUUCCUGAAAUCUAUCUUAGAUCAGAUAAUGUUACAAGCUUCAUCGGUGGUCCGCCACCUUCCAAGCGUAAAUUACUAGCAUUCUACGCCGGUGGGAUUCAUGGUUACAUUCGUUCAGUAUUCGUAAACUACUGGAAAGACAAAGGCGACGAAGAUAUCAGAGUUUACAUUUCUCUCCCAAAAAAAUUCUCCUACCUUGGCAUGAUGAAGAAGAGCAAAUACUGCAUUUGUCCAAGUGGUUAUGAAGUUGCAAGCCCUAGGGUCGUCGAAGCUAUUUACGCGGAAUGUGUUCCUGUUCUCAUUUCAGACCACUACGUUCCACCAUUUAGCGAUGUUCUAAACUGGGACGCAUUUUCAAUUCAAGUUCCGCUACGUGAAAUCCCAAAUUUGAAGAAAAUCUUAACGGCAAUACCAGAAGAUAGAUACAUAAAGCUGCAGAGAAGCGUAAAACAAGUUCAAAGACAUUUCAUUGCAAACAAUGGCGCACCUAAGCGGUACGAUGUGUUCCAUAUGACCUUGCAUUCUAUUUGUUUCCGCAGACUAAAUAUCCGAGUUCAUGAUUAG